Neoarius graeffei (lesser salmon catfish) is the source of this 602-nucleotide messenger RNA. RefSeq names its product GLI pathogenesis-related 2 (gene glipr2). The record is from RefSeq and is a predicted model, not a curated record. Bases 105 to 602 code for a protein of 165 amino acids. The transcript has 5 exons. Lineage: Eukaryota; Metazoa; Chordata; Actinopteri; Siluriformes; Ariidae. Gene Ontology annotation, cellular component: extracellular region.
GCACUUGUUCUGAGAUAAAUAGUGAAAGGGAAACCAGAGGAAGAGAAGAGAGAACAAGCAAGACUGGACUAUUCAUUAACAACAGCCUUUACAACACAUCUAAUAUGGCAGAUGCCAGCUUUGCAACAGAGUUCCUGCAGGCUCACAAUGAAUACCGUUUAAAGCAUCAAGCACUGCCUCUUACACUGGAUUCCAAUCUAAAUAGUUCUGCUCAGGUAUGGGCUAAUCAUCUGUUGUCAGUCAGAACCCUAAAACAUAGCAGUACCAACCUUGGAGAGAACCUGUACUAUAAAUAUAGCUCACCACCCAAAAAAGUUACAGGGCGUAUAGCAGUAGACAGCUGGUACAAUGAAAUUAAGAACUAUAACUUCACAAGACCAGGAUUCAGCUCUGGAACAGGCCACUUCACGCAGGUGGUAUGGAAGGACUCUAAGCAACUGGGUGUCGGGGUGGCCACAGAUGGGACUACAACCAUUGUGGUGGGCCACUACUCACCAGCAGGCAAUAUCACCAAUGCUGGCUACUUUGAGAAGAACGUCCUACCAAUAUUAUUACCAAAGAACCAAGAUAAUCCAGUGUUGGUGAAGAAGCACUUUAGUUAA